AUGGUCAUGAGUCCAUCACUAUACAAGCACUUUCACACAGCACGAACCAACAUUCCAUAUGAAGAAAUUAUCUGUGAGUUCAGGAAAUAUAACAGAACAUUCCGUAUCUUAGUUUCUCCUUACGCCCAUAAUUUUGGAACAAGACACUACAAAGUAGAGAAAUUUGAAGGAGAUGAUUCAAGUUGUCCAUCGGGAAUUGUUCUAGAGAAUGUUGCCAAUUAUACAAAUGGAUCUGAAUCAAUAAUUUACAAUGGAGAUAUUGGUUCUCCACAGAGUAUCAAUGCAAUUGGAGGACAAUUUGGGAGAUUAACUGAUGUUACAAUGGCCUUCUUUUUAGAUUCAGGUAACUAUGAAAUAGAUUGGAAGAAAGGGAGGCCAAUAGUUUACGGAAAUCCAGAUUCAAUCGAUGGAGUGAUCAGAAAAGGAUGGCCAAUAUCUCCACCUCUAACAACAUAUCCAGAAUAUUUCUAUGAUCCGAAUGAUCCAAAUGAUACAAUUUCAUUUGACUUCAAUGGAUGGUUUUAUUCAAUUCCAAAUGAGACAAUAAAUUGUUCUAAUCUCGACAAUCAAACAGACUUUAGCGCUAUUGACUAUUGCAACGCUCCUGAUUAUUACAACCCUAAUAACGGAACAAAUUGGAGUUUGAACCAAUACUAUGACAGACAGUUUAUUAGAUUGCCUGAUUAUGGCUGUGCUAAAGGAACUGCAACUAUUCCUGGCCUAACACAUUUUACUAAUGACUAUUGUUCAAGCUAUCAAUGCAAUAGGUAUACAAGUUUUACUCUUGAUAUUAUUGUUAAUGAAGAAACACAAGAAAAAAAGAUAAUAACAUGCUCUGAAGAAGGUCAAACACAUGAUUUUAAACGGUGCAUUAAUAGCACUAAUUGUUAUAAUAAUAGAACUGUUAAAUGCCCUUCACCAGAAAGAUUUUGCAGAACAAGAGAAGUUUUGGAUUCAUACUUUACAAGUGACCCUUUCCAAAAUGUCUUAUUCCCAACACCAAGACCAACUCCAGCUGCAAGUCCACCGCCUUCUCCAAUGAUGACACCCGCAGCAACACCAACUAUUACAAUAGACGAAAGAUUCCAACCAAUAAGAAUCACUCAUGAUUACAGAUUAAUAAAUAAAACAAUAGUUGAUAACGAGAUGUGCAAUAGUAUUGGAGAGUCAAAGACAAAUGUAUUUGGAACUCAUACAUGUACAGAGAAUGAUAUGAUAACAACAGAAAAAUAUAGAGUUUUUUAUGAAACAUGUGAGAAUGUUAGAAAUUAUUUGCAAAACUUUCUAAGAGUUAUACCAAGGAAAACUAGCAUAACUACUUCCAAACACUCAUGGUCAAAUACAUAUCAAGGCGGGGAAACUAUUACUAAUUCAGAUUUACAUUUUAUUUUCCAUGGCAUGCCAAUUGGAAGUGGAUAUUCAAGUAUUCAAAUUGGCAACACAUAUGAAAUACCUUCAUAUUAUACGUAUCAAAUCCAUUUCUUUGUGGAUCCAUCAAGUAUUCCUCAAUAUCCAUCAGAUGAUUCAGGAAUUAAUUCUACAUUUUAUUACUCUAUAUUAAAAUCAAUACUUAGUAAAUUAACUACAACUAGCCCAACUUUGUCACAUUUGCAUCCAAAGUUUUCUACAACUUAUUAUCCAAAUCCAUUCUGUUCAUUUAACGCAAAUGGAAUUGACUUCAAAGUUUUGACAACACCUUACGCACAUGGAUUUGCUAAAAAAUAUUAUGGAACGGAAACAUUUGAAGGAAACGUUACAUGCCCGUCCGGAAUAUUAGUUGAUUCUUCUGGAUCCCCUCUCCCAAUUAUUUAUUUACAGGAUAUUUUAUGCAAUGGACUUCAAAGAGAUUCCGGUCCUUAUUCUAGAGUCACAGAUGUAACAAUGGCAUAUUUACUUGAUUCAGGUAACUAUGAAGUUGACUGGAGAUAUGCAAAACCAAUGAUAUACGCCAACAAAGAUUAUGUUAACGGAAACUUCAUUCCAAAUUGGCCUCUUGGACCUCCUGCUUCUACACUUCCAAAGUGGACAUUUUUCAAUCCAGCAAAUGAAUCAUUAUGCGUAGGAUUUGAAUUUAACUGGUGGGGUUGCCCUGAAACAAACAACAAAAUAGAUUGUAGUAUAAAUCAAAAUUUAGAAUUCUGCAAACAUAAAGACUAUUAUGAUCCAUUUGGAAAUGAAAUACCAGGAAAGUCAUAUUACAGCUACCAAAAUAAUAAUUUACCUGUAUAUUUCUGUGAUAAAUAUCAAGCAGUUAUUCCUGGAAUGGUGGAUAAUCAUAGAGUUUAUGAUAAAUGCGGAUAUUACUAUUGCGCUGAUGACUAUAGUAGUUUUGUUAUUGAUUUAACAACUGAUAUUCCUUCAAAGACAAUCUAUAAAUUAAAUUGUACCUAUGAAGGACAGAACUAUUCUUUUAGGCAAACAAACAAUGUAUACUAUGUUGAUAGAACUGUUUAUUGCCCAGAUCCUCAAAGGUUUUGCCGAAUAAGGAAUGAUUAUUACAAGUCUUUUGAAUCUAAUCCUUUUGAAGGAUUUAUUCCAUUCGCAACUGCUCAACCAACUCCUUUAAUAACUCCAUAUAGAACUAAUGCGUUGACACCUAAAGUAACACCAUAUAUGACCCAGGUCCAAACUCCACAUUCAACAUCUCAAGAAACUCCUGUUUUCACACCUCAAAUUACAAACAAAGAAACACCUUUUGUAACUAACUUCCAAACGCCUUUUAUAACUGAAUUCCAAACUCCAGUUUUUACACAAAAAGAAACUCCUUAUGAAACACAUUUUAUGACUGCUGCUGAGACUCCAUUCACAACUGCAUUUCAAACACCGUUUUUAACGAAUUAUAUGACUCCAGUACUUACUCCAUAUGGAACGAUGUCUCAGACACAGGGAGAAACAAUGUUCCAAACCGCAUUUGAAACUCCUUUUUACACUCACGCCCAUACAAACAAAGAAACACCUUUUGAAACACCUUAUAUUUCAAAGUUCUUAACUCCUUUCCAAACUAAUGCGAUUACACCAGCUGAAACACCUUAUACAACAGCCCAAAACACUCCACAAUUAACACCUGUAGAAACACCAUUGAUCACCCCUCAAAUAACAGUUCUGAAAUUGAAGUCUGAUAUGAAGAAAUACUCUGAUAGAUCUUCAAUGGUGGAGCUUAUAUUAAUACCUGUUUAUUAUUCGUUAUCAUGA
Molecule: messenger RNA, 3192 nt
Organism: Trichomonas vaginalis G3
Lineage: Eukaryota; Parabasalia; Trichomonadida; Trichomonadidae
Product: leishmanolysin-like peptidase family
Exons: 1
Coding region: 1-3192 (1063 amino acids)
Biological process (GO): cell adhesion; proteolysis
Cellular component (GO): cytoplasm; membrane
Molecular function (GO): metalloendopeptidase activity
Source: RefSeq, a predicted model, not a curated record